AUGCAAGAGCGGUUUUGUGAUCUCAAUGAUGAUUCUGAACAGAAGAAUUAUCGAUUAUCCGAAUUCGAGAUCCUGAAUGAAAGCAGCAGUUCAAUUUCUAUUAAGCGAUUCACGGCGAGGAAAAGGAGCUGUCGUUCAGCAGGAAGCAGCGUCCAGGAGCAGUUCCAGACUUCCGCGCCGUUUCUCGCUACAAGGGUGCUUUCACAAAUUGCCCACGACGAAUAUCAUGAUCAUCCUCUUGCUGCCACUGUUCUAGAUCGCGAUUUUUAUGUUGACGAUCUUGCGUCAGGGGCAGCCACCUUUCAAGAAGCCUCCGUUCUGUGCGACGAUUUAAUUCACCAGGUUAAGAAGGGCGGUUUUACACUGCGUAAAUGGGCAUCCGACGAUCCCAGAUUAACUCGUGACUUGUCAGAAAAGUCCGAGACUGACCUUAUGUCCCUUAAUUCGUCCGACACAAUUAAAACGUUAGUCCUCUAUUGGAAUUCAGGCGAGGAUAAAAUGAUCUAUAAAAUAGCAGAGAACACUGAUACUUUAAAGUCUCAAAUAACUAAGCGUGCGGUACUCGCAGAAAUUUCACGUUUAUUUGAUCCAUUACGCUUAUUAGGUCCCACAAUUAUAUUUGCGAAAAUGAUAAUCCAAGCUUUCUUGAAAUUAAAACUAACGUGGGACGAGACAAUCCCACUAGAAGCGCAGUCUGUGUGGGACGAAUUUAGAUAUCAAUUAUCUUUAUUAAAUACCCUUAAAUUUGAUAGAUGCACCGUCGCAUUAGACACAAUCGAAAUUCAAUUGCACGGGUUCGCCGAUGCAAGUGAAAACGGCUACGGGGCCUGCAUUUACCUGUGCUCGACAGACAAAUACGGCAAAUACCACGUGGCUCUCGUAGGCACUAAAUCUCGGGUCGCGCCACUGCAAACAGUGACACUUCCGCGAUUGGAAUUGUUUGCUGCCCUCUUAUUGUCUCAACUCUAUUCAGCCGUUGUACAGUCUCUGUAG
Messenger RNA from Belonocnema kinseyi, 993 nucleotides. RefSeq lists its product as uncharacterized. Bases 1 to 993 code for a protein of 330 amino acids. NCBI's taxonomy places the organism in Eukaryota, Metazoa, Arthropoda, Insecta, Hymenoptera, Cynipidae. The transcript has 3 exons. The record is from RefSeq and is a predicted model, not a curated record.